AUGGGCGUAUCAAGUGAUAUAGUGUUCAAACACUUGUCUAUAAACCUCGGAAUAUUCAUCCUCGAAUUACCUAUGCCGAUGUCAACAUGUCAUGUUGGAUCGGUGGUUACACCACUGGCUGUCUUAAAUCGACUACCGGGCUGGCUUGGCACGUUGGUUAUCAGCCCUGAUGGAUCAGUUCUUCAGUCAGCUGGUGAGUUAGUGAACAACAAAGAAUUAGCCCAACAUUUUGCUGCGAUCGCUAAUAGAGUUGGUCGUCUAUUAAAUAUGGAAGGUGAAAGAAAAAUUCAACAAUUCAAAAGAUUAACUGUACACUUCGAGCAUUCAAUAUAUAUUAUGACAUGUGUUGGUGAUACCAUUUAUGUAGUAAAACGUCUACCCGAUAAUCAGAAUAUUUCAUACGCAGAUACAUAUCAACAAUUACAUCUUGUCAAAUCGGAUAAUAGUAUGACCAAUAAUAACAACCCUGUUGAUGUACAUCAUUCUUCUACUGCUAUUAAUACUCCUAACAAUUUAGUUACAGUAGAUAAUCACGGACCUCAUUUUUUUGAAACACGUGCUUCAGAUGAUUAUUAA
Schistosoma rodhaini is the source of this 576-nucleotide messenger RNA. NCBI's taxonomy places the organism in Eukaryota, Metazoa, Platyhelminthes, Trematoda, Strigeidida, Schistosomatidae. The record is from the annotation of a GenBank genome assembly.